AUGGGUGAGAUUGAGGACCUCCGCGCCGAGCUGGCCGCGCAGCAGGAGCAGCAGGAGCUGCUGAAGCUGAAAGAAGAGUUGGCGAAGAUCAAGCGCGAGAACGCCGCGCUCGAGACCAAGGCCGGCGGCGCGGGCGGCACGCCGGCGACGCCGGCCGCGGCGCCGCCGAAGAAGAAGAAGUCGAAGAAGGCCAAGAAGGCGCCGAGCGCCGAGGAGGCGGCGGAGCUCGCGGCGCUGCAGAAGGAGCUCGCGGCCGUGACGGGUGAGACGUCGCGCCUCGAGUCCGGCGACGCGAAGCCCGCGGCGGCGAAGCUCGCGGCGGCGGACCCCAAGUCCGACGACGCCUACGUGCGGCGCGCCUACGUCGGCGGCCUGCCCUACUCGUCCACGGAGGCCUCCGUGUCGUCCUACUUCGCCAACGCCUGCGGCGAGGUCCGGCGCGUCGAUCUCAAGGACUUCGACGACACGCCCGGCAAGUUCUGCGGCAUCGCGUUCGUGACCUUCGGCGACGAGGACGCGCUCCAGCGCGCGCUGAACCUCGACGGCUCGGCCUACGAGGACGACGAGCGCUGCAGGCUCAAGGUGCGCCGCGACCAGACCGCGAAUCGCCGGCCGCCGCCGGAGCGCAAGGCGGGGUCGCUCACGGUCUACGCGGGCAACAUGGGCUGGGACACGAGCCGCGACGACGUCGCCGCCUACUUCGCCGAGCAGGGCUGCGCCGUGGCGAACCUGCGCUACCACACGGACGCGGACACGGGCAACUUCCGCGGCUUCUGCCACGUCGAAUUCGAGGACGAGGCGUCGCUCGAGGCGGCGCUCGCGUGCGCGGGGACCAAGUGGCGCGGCCGCGACCUGCGCAUCUCCCACAGCGAGACGGCGAAGAAGCGGCCCGCCGAGGGCGGCAAGGGCGGCAAGGGCGGCCGGGGCCGCGGCGGCGGCGCGAAGAAGCAGCGCGGCGGCCGCGGCUAG
Aureococcus anophagefferens is the source of this 969-nucleotide messenger RNA. RefSeq lists its product as hypothetical. NCBI's taxonomy places the organism in Eukaryota, Pelagophyceae, Pelagomonadales, Pelagomonadaceae. The transcript has a single exon. Gene Ontology annotation, molecular function: RNA binding. The record is from RefSeq and is a predicted model, not a curated record. Bases 1 to 969 code for a protein of 322 amino acids.